UAUACAUUGCCUGACCUCGCUGCCCAUUACGGGCCGAUUUCUUCCGAAUAGUUGGUGACCUCGCAAGCCUUCACGCUGGCUACCCACGAGUGUGACAUCCCACCCUCCACACUGCCUCCCCCCAACCCCACAGCUUCGCCUGACCUCUCAACCCCCAUGCCUACAACUUCCGACCCGGACGAACCGACUCCCAGAACGAUGGAUUCCCCCGCGUAUCCAACACCGUCCUUAGGGUCUCCUUCCUCUUACCCCCCACGGACUCUGGCUUCUCCCUCCUUCACCCCAAGGCCAAUGGAUUCUUCACUCUUCUGCUUGAGGACUUCAGAACCUUCUUCGCUACCAGCCAAACUAGAACCGCCCCCCUCCCCGCCAGCCUACCCACCAAGGAAUAUGGAGAUGCCUUACGGCCAGCGACCUCUUCCAGAGCAUCCUAUGGGAUACUCCAACUACUCGUCAGGAUCAUUCCCACCGUCUUCCGGGCCUUACGGUCCCCCGCCAGUGUCGUUUGCCUCGCUACCUCCCUCCUUCACGCCCUCGUCUCUGGCGCCCUCACUCUCCUCUACACCAGGAUUCCCCCCGUCAGGAGCUACUGGAUCGCCCCCUCUGGAGGCUUUUGUACAGUUGCUUCUUGCAAUGAACGUCGAAGAUCAACUGAAGCUCUACCGCACGGUGGAGAAGAUGUGGGGUGGCGGUGGACCUGGUGGUGGCGGCGGCGGUGGCGGCGGCGGCGGCGGACUUCCAGGAGGAGCAGCAAGUGCCCUGGGCGUGGGUGGUGAAGGUCAUCCUCACUCCGUGCCUCCCCACGACGCCCACGACCUCAAAAAGAGCGCGCCCCCGACGCCUCCUCCUGCGCAGGCCCUUGCAGCGGCUGCGGCCAUGGCGGCGGCGGUGGCCUCCGCCUCGAACACGCCUCCGUCAGCGCCUACGCCAAUGGAUACGACCUCGCACCUGCCUACUAUGCUCUCGCACCUUACCCAAAGCCUGGGUGUGUCUAGUAACUCGCACAGGGAGUCACCCACGCCCCACCAUCACACGCCCACGUCCACCCAUGCACCUCCACCAGCACCACACUCGCCCACGCCUAUGGACGCUCCAGUACACGACACUCAGAAGAUGGAGACUGCUGAGGAGGACACUGCAGGAGGAAGCAGCGACGCCUCCCACAACGGCCCGUCACUCCCAUCCGGCUUGAGUCCUGCCAUGGCUGCUGCAGCUGCUGCAGCAGGCGGUGUGGGCGCCCACACCCUCCUCCAGCAGACCAUGAGUCAACUGCUACGGCCUUCCUCCCCACGGGUUGACCUGCCUUCAUCCCCGCCUUCUCUAGCUCAUGGGUCAGAACCUCCGCGGCCUCUCUACUGGGGUGCCCACGACCUUCGUCAGGAUCACGACCGCCAGGACGCCCACUCCCCAGGACUCGAUCCUUCCAAGUCAAACAGCGAUAAGGGCGACAGCUUGACCUCAAUCUCAGUUUUUUCACCCAAAUCGCCGCCGCCCAUGGGUCAGUUCAACAUGCCUGCUGAAAUCUUCCAGGCCUUCCAAAUGUUCCCAUCUAUCUGGGGCCAGAUAUUUAUGCACAAAUCUGCCAUGCAGAUGCAUAACCGCGACCCCCACCGGAGCGAGGUCAAGCCACACCAGUGCCAGCAGUGUCUCAAAGCCUUCUCCUCCAACCACCAGCUGGUGCAGCACAUACGGGUCCACACAGGCGAGAAACCCUACAAAUGCUCGUACUGCGACCGCCGCUUCAAACAGUUGUCACAUGUACAACAACACACGCGUCUGCACACUGGUGAACGACCCUACAAAUGCCACAUUCCGGACUGCGGGCGAGCCUUCAUUCAGCUGUCUAACCUGCAGCAGCAUCUGAGAAAUCAUGAUGCGCAGCUCGAGCGCAUGAAGAACCGGCCGUUCCACUGCAACAUCUGCGGCAAAGGCUUCGCCACCGAGAGUUCCCUUAGGACUCACACAUCUAAGCACGCGGCCCUGGUCGGCGGCCCCAACGCUGUCAAUUGUCCUCAGUGCCAGAAAUUGUUCAUGAAUGGCGAGCAGCUGAUGGAACACAUGAAGUAUACGCAUAGGGACCCUAACGCCUCGGGAGUGGCAGCUAAGCGUCGUACGGCGUCGCACUCGUGUCCUGUAUGCGGAAAACACUACGUUAACGAGGGCAGCUUGCGGAAACACCUGGCCUGCCACCCGGAGACCUCCCAGUUCACCUCCUCCCUCAGGAUGUGGCCUUGCUCCGUCUGCCACGCCGUCUUUACCCACGAGUCAGGUCUAUUGAACCACAUGGAGCACAUGCGCAUGGAUCCUAAGCACCAGUUCGCGGCGCAGUACGUUCUCUCCCGGGCCGCUGCGGAGCGACGCGAGCGAGAGAGCAUCCUUGGCCUUGCUCAAGUUGGUCUUCAGGGUGGCGGCAACCAUAUGGGUAUGGGCAUGGGCAUGGGCAUGGGAAUGGGCAUGGGAAUGGGUAUGGGAAUGCCACACCAGAUGCAGCACCAUGCCCAACACCAAGCAGCGCCCAUGUCCAUGGCUGCCUCGCCGUCCACUCAGAGUGACGCCUCUUCGCGCAUGUCGACUCCAGCGGAAAAGCUGGAGAGCGGAUUGGGUCGCAUGCCGUCGCCCUCCGACGCGCUGCGUUCCAUCACCAGCCACCACGACGUUAUGAACCAGAUGCGCCCGCAGCCCACCGACAACAUGCGCGCCAUGAUCAGCCAGAGUCAGGCGGAACUGGUCAAAUCAACACUCACCUCGCAGGCUGAGACGAUCCGUUCCGUAAUGGCUUCGCAAGCCGAAGCCAUCCGUUCACUCUCCAAUCCUCACGGCCAACCAGUGCAACCCCCACCCACACAGCAGCAGCAACAACAACAGCAGCAACAGCAGCAGCAACAGCAGCAGCAACAACAACAGCAGCAGCAGCAGCAAUCUCACCAGGCUCCAGAGCCCAUGGGAUCUCCUCAGCCCGACAUGCGUGAUAUGCGUGACCCACGAAUGGGUGGGAUGGAGUCUGCCCUCCGGAGUGCCCAGGCCGAGGCGGCCCUCCGGCUGGUGAACCACGAAGGGCGCCCCUCCCCGCAGCAUCAGGGAGGGGACCUCUCAGACUCCAUCCGUCUACAGGAGAUGCGAAUGGAACAAGCCUUGCGACUCCACGGUGACCCUCGAGCCCUGGCUACCUCCCUGCCCGGCCCCCUGGGGUUCCCUCUGGCGCCCCCCCAACACCAACCUCAGCAGCAGAGCGCCUGAACUUACACCAGCCUGCCCCCAGCCUGGGAGCAACACCCCCCGCCGCCACUCACCCGUACUAGUCCUCCGGUGAACGUGUCAUGACUGUGUGUCUGUCUGUCACAUCGCCUCGGUUCCACCUUUGUUCUGUUGUGUCGUAUUUUUAGCUGUGAUAAAAUGAAAUGGUUCCUUGCAGGAGCUAUGUAUUAAUUUAAUGAUCACUUCUCUGUGUUAGUUCCUUGAGUUGUUGUUGUUACACGGGGUGACUGAGCGUAGAGGACCUGGGUUGGGCAGGGGGCAAUCCUAAGCCUCCAGCCCUGCCAGCCACCGAGGCCCUUAACUCCCACAAGCUCCAAAAGUCACCCUCCCGACAGUUCCUCACAGUUUCUUUAAGUGCAAUUUUAGGGACCAGCGGUGUGUGACACUCGAUACCUACAGAAAAGGUGAGGUGUUGGGGUGUUUUAACAGGGCAGGCGCUGCUGUAUACAAUACCUUCAUAUUGCUUCCAUGGCUUGACUUGAUUGCAGUCAUUGUGUACCUGUAAUAAAUAUUAUCUUUAUACAUUUUAAUGCAUAAUACGGCGCCAUUUUCGGUGCAUGUUAAGCUUUGCACAGCCGAGUGUAGAAAAAUGUUAAAAGGUCCUAAUGCAAGCAUACAAUCAAACAAGAUCUUUGUGAAAAUAACGAACCUCUCGAAUUGUGAGCGGGGUAUGACUGCCUCCCGUGACCAGUGAGCCGCCGGCUUCAGUACUGCGUCCCGGAUAUCUAACAAGAGACCCAUUACAUGGCCAUUUUCCUGAGGCCAGAUGUGGCCUUCCCCGGCGCUCACAGUGACUCGAGCUCACUACUUGCGGCUGGGGCAGCAGAACAAGCUCUGAUUACCUUAUUAACUUAUUAUAAAAAAAUGUGAGAAUGACGUCCACUUUCCCUCCACCACAUGACGCCUGCAUAAUUUUGCUGGAAUCCUUCAUCCCACUCAUGUCUGAAGACACGUUCAUCUCCUGCUCAUACGAUAACAAGGUCUUCGAAGAGUGAUAGUGUGUGGACCAUUACAUAGUUUCAAGUUUUCAGAUGUUAAUUGCUCACUUUCGGAAAAUAAAAAAUCAGAGUCUGUUAAAGUUUCAGAGCCGAGCAGGUGUGGUACUGCUUUACUGACAUUACAAGACUCCAAAGGUACCGUCAUUGUUAAAUAUGUAUAUUGACCUUAGAUCAUACGGAUCGUACCUACGCGUGUGUAAUUAUUAAAAGAAAUAUGUUUAUACAGUUCCACAUUUUAAGUGUCUAAUUUUCUGAUUAUGAUUCAUCUGCGCAAUAUGGUAGUAAGUGUACAUGUCCCCUCAAGUAGCUUUGAAGGCAAGAGAUGGGUCGCUCUCCAAGCGCCACCUUAGAUUUAGACAAUAUAGCAUAGAAAUAAUGAUUCUGGUACUCUUAGCCAUAAACUUCAGUGAUGUACAGAUUGAAUAGUAGGAUUUUUUAUAGCCUCGUGGAGAUUUUUGUAAUUUUAGCCUUCAAAGCUUCCUGAUCACACCGAUUGACUGUUGACUGUUCCUGCAAUCAGAGUUUACCGUUAAAUGCUGCUACUGUUCCCACCACCAUUAGUCCUAGAAUCAAUUAAUGUUUGUACACUACCACUACUACUACUACUACGACUGUUACCACUACUACUAUUACUACUACUUCUACUACAUAGACCGUAGCAAUAGAUCCGGAACCAUAACUUUUCUAGAUCCUUUACUAAGAUUAGUGUAAAUCUAGUUCUAACUACCAACAGUCCCAUUCCUCAUCCUCAUCCUAACCCUUAACUCGACCCUUCCCCAAGUGAACCUCUGAAAUCCACCCUCGCCUAUCCCUUUUCCUAAGUCCUCGCCUUUUUCCUAAGUCCUCGCCUUUUUCCCCAAGUGCUCGCCUUUUUCCUAAGUCCUAGCCUUUUUCUUAGCUUGAACCCCAGCCUUUUCUUUUACCUGGAAUUUACUUCCCCACUGUGUCUAUUUUUUGUAAUUGGUUAAUCAUACUUGAGUCGUAUCCUUUUCUGGUGGUUUGAUUUUACCCCUGACGUCAAAUAUUAAAAUUUUAUAUUCCUUUGCCAUACCUAAUGUCAGGUCUAUAGUUCUGCGGUUUUAUUUCAUGUCUUUUGGUCUUUUAUGCAAAUUAAACACAGAUCCGUGUCGCCUAAGGUACUAAAUAAGGCCAUAGAUUCUACGAAAAAUUGCAAUUUAGAGGACAAAAACAAUUUUUAUUUGUCUGCGAGUUUAUGUAAGAGUUAAGAUUGUUUUUGUCCCGUAUGAGCUGUUAUGUUGUUAUUUCCUUUUUUUCUUUUAAUUGUUAUGACAGAAUAAGCAUUUUUUGAAUUUGUAUUUUACAUAAAAAAGAUAAAAAUAUCGUGCAUGUUUUCUUCCUCUGAGAAAAACAUUGCCAUUUGAUCCGUUUUUAUUAUCUUUUGCGAUUAUUUCAUCAUCACUACCCAUCAUCAUCAUUAUUAUCAUUAUCAUCAUUUGUUGCUGUCACUACUGGUGCAAAAUUUGAAAAAUAUAUAUAUGUUUGAGUUGUUGAUUAUUGUCCAGAACUGUUUUUUUUUUUUAUUUUCCCGAGAAUUCAAGAAGUCUUUGGACCACCAUUUUCAGUUUUCCCACCACCAUUAUCACCACCACAACCACCACCACUACCACCACCACCACUACCACCACCACCACUGCCGCCACCACUGCCGCCACCGCUACCACCACUACCCCCACCACCAAAAUUACCACCAUUCUCACCAUUACUACCUUUCUCCCCUCCCUGCCACUGCAAACCUACCCACCACCACCACCAAUAACAUACUGCCUUGCCACUUUUCCCUACUGCCACCACCACCACUACCAUUAUCACUACUACUACUACUACCCACCACCACCACCACCACCACUACUACCACCACUACCACCACUACCACCACUACCAACGCUACCAGCACCAUUUCUGCCACCACCGCUUCCAUUCUCCCCGCCUCCGCUACCACCCUCCCCGCAACCACUGCCACCCCCCCCCCGCCACCACUUCCUUCCUCCCCCGCCACCACUUUCAUCCUCCCCAACACGCCCAUCCUCCCCAACACGCCCAUCCUCCCCUUCACUACCACAACAGUCCCUUACAACCCCCUACCACAACCAACCCUCCUUCAAGCCAAACUACCUCCCUCCACCACCGCUCACCGCUACCACCCCCACCUCAGCAACCCCCACCACUACCACAACCCCUCCCCACCACCACAACCCCUCCCCACCACCACCGCUACGCCUCGUUCGAAGUUCCAUAGUCUGCCGACAGAUCCACCGGUAUCAGGAAUAUUAAACACAAAGGAUAAUACAAGUUCCUAGUGAAUUUUCCUAAUCAUAAACUUGUCGUUUGAAGCAUUUAGAACGCAUUAUUCUUUGGUUUCUUGGUUGUAUCAACUAAAUAGCAUUGAGGUAAAACUUCGACUAUUUGUGUUCGUGCUUAUCCAAAACGACUUCUAUCCACUGAGUUCAUCUUACAAAGCAAUUAUACAGAUAUUUAUAUAAAUAUAUAUACAUUCUCGGGUCAUUCAUGUGGACUGGGUAGCCGAGUUCCCAAAGGUUUAAUUUUUGUAUUGAGGGGUUCUAAGACCCCGGGUAAGGUUGGACGCGGCUACCUGGGGAAAGUAGUAUCGGGUCUUACGUGGAAAAAAAAAAGCAAAAGAUUAUGUUAGAGUACGUAGAUCCUUACUCCGUGACGUGGACCAGAGACCUGCUUACCCACAGUACCCUCCCCGUUAUCAGGGGAUCCACAUGGAUAUCUGCCUCUCCCUUUUUUCCUCGGGGCAUACCGAGGAGCUCUCCGCCACACUGUUUACAAAGUUACUGACGUUUCCAGUUUAUUUGGCUCACCAAUGUCCCUGGAAGUUUGAUUUUCGUUAAUUUCCGGUUACAUCAGCGUUUUUUAUCCCCCCUUCCCCAAGUUCCUCCAUGUGCCACUCAGCAUGCGUUAACACCAACAUAUCCGAUAUUAGAUGACCCGGCUCACCCAGCUGCCUCAGUAGCGGGGAGCCCCGCCACCCAACAGGUGAAGUCCCGCCCUCUGCCCCGCCGCCACGUACGGGGGCCCUCCUUGCUUCUCCGUGCCCCGCCACUACACUCGGGGGCACACCGACCUCCCCUAUGUGCCCCGUUACCUCCCCCUGGCUCCCUCCCCAAGUCGCUUGUGCCCCGAAUGUGAUCUUCAGAGAAGACGUCAGCAGCGCGGCUGGCCACGUAAGCAUAAUAGUGACGGCCAGGGUGGCGACUGUGGUGGUGUGGCCACUAAGAGCUGCUCCUCGCCGACUCCCUCACCAGGAACAGGUAUCAAAACUGCAGGUAGCAGGACAGACGGGGCGGCCUCAGGGGACCGUAAGUUGUCGCGCCUCCUCUUGGGCGGAGCGCACCGAAGUUGCCUUGCCCAUAUACCUCACGUAGCCACUGCCGCAGCCGCAGCCUGGCCCACCCCUGAGGCCGCACCCACCCGUUGCACACCCGCAGUCUUCCACACGGACACGCCGUUAGUCUGCAGCGCGCCUGAGCGCAAGCGGACUGUUGGGCUCGACUUACGACCUCGCCAGGUCGUUAAACGAAUCAGUGUCCAUCAAAAUGGCCAAAUACGAGUUAAAUGUACAUUUUAAAAUAGUCUAAAAGACAUAAUAAUGCAGACGUCCCAGCCAUCUUCUUUGUACUAUCGUAUGAAUUAUCAAUAAGUAGCGUUCAAUAGACUGUUGUUGUCAUGUUGUCUUUAUAAAUUAUUAAAGGUCGGGUACAUUGUGGGUAGUGCUGCAGUCAGCUGAUGUACAAUACUUUCGGGCCUGCUCACCCCCGCAGCCCCAACCUUGUUUUUUAAGGUCCUGCUGCACACCCAUUGACUCGGUGCCUAUCAUCAAUGUCAGGAUGAUGCACUGUUAUCAACGAGUGAACUGAGCCAUGCCAGAUGUGUGUGUGUGUGUGUGUGUUGUGUGUGUCUGUGAGUGUGUGUGUAGGAGUGAGGCCAGGAGAUGUAGAGCUGAGAUCAUGGAACAAUCCUCCCAGUGCAUGUUUCACCUUGCUGAUGCUUCAAUGGUUUUGUUCCGUUUCUUGUCCUACUGUGUAGUUACAAAUGUUCAUGUGUUAGAUGUAGUGUGGGGAAAAAAAUUUGUCAAACUCUGAACCAAGCCCAUGUUCGUUCAUGGGAAUAAACUUGUGAUGCUGGUUUGAGGUAACUUGGUUCAAGGGUAAAGCUAGGCCGUGUGAGUUUAGGCAAGCAGGACCACCAGGUGUCGAACACAGAGUCGGGGACCAUACUGUACACUCCGGCUCCUAGUUCAACAUACCUGCUUAAAAAAUUACUAUUAAUAUUAAAUUAUUAUUAUUAUUAUUAUUAUUAUUAUUAUUAUUAUUAUUAUUAUUAUUAUUUGUGUUAUUGUUACUAUUUUUUAGGAAAAAUUAUUAUAAUUGUGAUUAUUAUGUACCUUACCAAGCUUCCCUAAACGGCGCUAUCUUAACCUUGGCCCGUGGUACUGAAUGUGUAGAUAAAUACAGUAAAUAAAACACUUGUCCAACCGGA
Molecule: messenger RNA, 8777 nt
Organism: Cherax quadricarinatus
Lineage: Eukaryota; Metazoa; Arthropoda; Malacostraca; Decapoda; Parastacidae
Gene: dati
Product: datilografo
Biological process (GO): regulation of transcription by RNA polymerase II
Cellular component (GO): nucleus
Molecular function (GO): sequence-specific DNA binding; DNA-binding transcription factor activity, RNA polymerase II-specific
Source: RefSeq, a predicted model, not a curated record